This is a messenger RNA of Lycium ferocissimum, 1319 nucleotides long. RefSeq lists its product as uncharacterized. Lineage: Eukaryota; Viridiplantae; Streptophyta; Magnoliopsida; Solanales; Solanaceae. The record is from RefSeq and is a predicted model, not a curated record. The transcript has 7 exons. The coding region runs from base 264 to 1013 and encodes 249 amino acids.
CGUACAUUGGCAUAAUACCAUAGAAUUAUUCCAACUUUUUUUCUUUCAUGAUGACACUUUUCUUCAUCUUUCUCCCUAAUUAAUAGCCCCCAUCUCUCUCUCUAUUUGCCCACAAACAUCUCCUUCUUUACCGCAUUGCCACUUAUCCAUCUCAACAGAAAAUCAAAGAAGUGGUUGGAUUACAACCAUAACUGGUCAAUAUUGGUAUCUGCGUGUUAGCGCAGGCAAUCAGUCAUAUUGUUGACUGAUUGCCAAAAUAGCAGAUGGAUACCCAGAGUUCACUGAAGCCUACGACAGCCUUGGACGGUGUGCAUGGAGUGAAAGUGGUGCCUCAUUCACCAUUUGCACUGGAAGAGAUAAAACAACAUGGGGACUUUCAUCAACCGAGCCAUGCUAGUUUUCCUGUCAGAAGAAGACAACACCUAAUAGUGCAGAGAGUUUGGCAGCAAAGGCCUGGUUGCCUCAGGCCCAUCCGUUGUAGUUGCCAUGGUGAUAGAACCAUUGCUGAAACUAUUGCUAAUGUGAUCACUUCUCUUCCUUUUAUUGCUCUGGGACUUCAGGCUCCGAGGAAGAAUAUUCAUUGCAAACUUUAUGCCAAUUCAUUGAUUGGAGUUGGAAUUGUCUCGAGUUUGUACCAUGCUUCGAGAGGCAAAGUAAGACGGUAUAUGAGAUGGGCUGACUACUCAAUGAUAGCAACAGCCACAGUGUGUCUAUCAAGUGCACUUAGAAAUGAGAAUCCAAAAUUGCUGAUGGCAGCAUCUGCAGUACUCCUACCAAUCCAACCUCUUAUGGUUUCUGCUGUACACACUGGAAUGAUGGAGGUCGCGUUUGCCAAAAGAGCAUUGCAAGAUCCAGAUCUGAGGAUUAGCCACAAUGUGCAUAAAAUGUCAUCAUUGCUAGGUGGUGCUCUCUUCAUUGCUGAUGAUGUCUUUUCUGAAACACCUUUCUUGCAUGCUGGUUGGCAUCUUGCAGCUGCUGUUGGGGUCAGCACUUGCAAUAAGCUUCUUGAGUAGGUCGCUAUUAUUCCAAUCUAAGUCCUGUCAAAUUUGUCGAAAUCACUUGCCAUUGCCUAUAAAGAUUGUCCAUUUCUUCAAAUAAUAAGUAAAAAGCACAUGUUGCCAUUGUGGACCAGUCUUGUCAUUCAAUGGUCCAUCCUUAUUACCAUUCAUUGUAGUGUUUAUUGGCUUAGGAAAGUAGUGUAAAAUUGUAUUUGAUUUAGUGAUGUACUAUGGAACUAUGGCAAUUAGCUUUGCUUUUGUAUUAUGAUGCCAAUGUAAAACAUUGUUGGCAGGAUAUGAUAUUUCUUCAUUCUUGCUAUG